UCCACUUCCGGGUUAGAGAGCCUGGGAGGACAGGAUCUCAGUCAACCUGGACUAAUUCGGUACUUGGUCCUUCCUGGUGAUCUCCGUUUCUCCCGCGCACUACGGGGGUCCCGCCCCACUGGUUCCCAGGCCUUUGGCUCCUGUCCCGGAAGGCCGGUGCUCUGCCGCACGAUGCCCCAGCUCGGACUCCUACCCAGGAGGACCUGGGCUACGCUGCUCAGCCAGCUCCUGCGACCGCCCCGCGCUGCGUGCAUCUCUGCAGUAGGUUGUCAUAGCCAGGUUGCAGAGGCAUUGUUAACAUCCCAACCUAAACCACAUCAAGAGAAACCAAAUUUUAUCAUUAAGAUCCCGAAGGGCACCAGGGAUCUUAGUCCUCAACAGAUGGUUGUGAGGGAGAAAAUUCUUGAUAUGGUUGUCAGCUGUUUUAAACGUCAUGGAGCAAAGGGUUUGGAUACCCCAGCAUUUGAGCUAACGGAAAUGCUAACUGAGAAAUAUGAAGAGCACUCUGGGCUCAUGUAUGAUCUGAAGGAUCAAGGUGGAGAACUGCUGUCCCUUCGCUAUGACCUUACUGUCCCCUUUGCUCGUUAUCUGGCCAUGAAUAAAUUGAAGAAGAUGAAACGCUACCAAGUUGGAAAGGUGUGGCGGCGAGAGAGCCCAACAAUAGUCCAAGGCCGCUACAGGGAGUUCUGCCAGUGUGAUUUUGACAUUGCUGGUCACUUUGACCCUAUGAUCCCUGAUGCAGAAUGUUUGAAGAUCAUGUGUGAAGUCCUAAGUGGGUUACAGCUAGGGGACUUUCUCAUUAAGGUCAAUGACCGGCGGAUAGUGGACGGGAUGUUUGCUGUUUGUGGUGUUCCUGAAAGCAAGUUCCGUGCCAUCUGUGCCUCAAUGGACAAACUAGACAAGAUGUCUUGGAGAGAUGUGAGACAUGAGAUGGUGGCAAAGAAAGGCUUGGCUCCUGAGGUGGCUGAUCGAAUUGGGGAGUAUAUCCAAUGUCAUGGUGGAGUAUCUCUGAUAGAGCAAUUGUUUCAGGAUCCCAGACUAUCCCAGAAUAAGCAGGCCCUGGAGGGCCUAGGGGACCUGAAGUUGCUUUUUGAAUACCUGACUUUAUUUGGAAUUGCUGAGAAGAUAUGCUUUGACCUAAGCCUGGCUCGGGGUGUGGACUACUAUACAGGAGUGAUCUAUGAAGCAGUACUGCUACAAACCCCAGCUCAGGCUGGGGAGGAGCCCCUGAAUGUGGGCAGUGUGGCAGCUGGUGGGCGUUAUGAUGAGCUGGUGGCCACGUUUGACCCCAAGGGCCACAAAGUGCCAUGUGUGGGCCUAAGCAUUGGAAUAGAGCGAAUUUUCUACAUUGUGGAGCAAAGGAUGAAGAAUUCUUUCAAGAAGGUACGGACCACAGAGACCCAAGUAUUUGUGGCCACACCCCAGAAGAACUUUCUCCGGGAACGGUUGAAACUAAUUGCAGAGCUUUGGGAUGCUGGGAUCAAGGCAGAGAUGCUAUACAAGAACAACCCUAAACUAUUAACCCAACUGCACUAUUGUGAGAACACAGGCAUUCCAUUGGUGGUCAUUAUUGGUGAGCAAGAACAGAAGGAAGGGGUCAUCAAACUCCGUUCGGUGGCCAGCAGAGAGGAGGUUGCCAUUAAACGGGAAAAUCUUGUGGCUGAAAUUCAGAAGAGACUGUCUGAGUCUUGAUCCUUGCCUGGUUGCCAUCUGCUGCUCUUUGUAGAAAAAUUUUCAUCCAGGACUGAAUUCCUGAUAGACUUCACAACAGCUGGCCAGGAUGGGUGACAAGUGCCUUCUGCCUCCUCUGUCCUUUCUGAAUACGGAACUAUAGAAGGCCCUAAGGACUCUUGGGCUAGUGUAAGCAGCUACUCUGCCUGGUGCAGAUGGCUGGUAUGUGAAAGAGACAUACUUUUGCUGUAGAGGCAAAUUUGAAAUGCCUCUGAAUGCUAUGAAGAGGUGCUAAAAUGGUUGCUGUGAUCAGGGCUCUGGAAGAGUUGCCUCAGGCUGAGGAUUCUGAACCAUUGAGAUCAGAUGCCAGAUACUUAGCUUUUCAUUGUAGUGUUGGAACCAGAUUCUGGGGAAUUUGUCCACAAGUCCUUGGCCUGUCCAGAGAGUUUUGGGAAGACAGCACGGAUGGACAAUGGCUAUUUUCUGCUACAUCUGAGGACAUAGAUGGUAUCUCAAGAGCAUGGUAUUAUUUCUAGCCUAUCCACUGGUAACAGUAGCAGGAUGGGGCUGUCUGUUUAAUAACCUUGAAUAUUGAACUUAAUAGGUGAAUUGAAUAGAUGGAGAUCUGAUCUUUUGAGAUUUUGGAGACCAUUUUCUAUGCCAGAAUCAUUGCUGUGACUAUUCUACACUGCCAUGGAGGCUCUUCUAGAAUUGGUUGGAUAAAAUAUUAAAUAAAAUAUUAAGUGUAA
Marmota monax (woodchuck) is the source of this 2420-nucleotide messenger RNA. It is a transcript of the gene Hars2, whose product is annotated as histidyl-tRNA synthetase 2, mitochondrial. Lineage: Eukaryota; Metazoa; Chordata; Mammalia; Rodentia; Sciuridae. The record is from RefSeq and is a predicted model, not a curated record. Gene Ontology annotation, cellular component: cytoplasm; mitochondrion. Gene Ontology annotation, biological process: histidyl-tRNA aminoacylation. The coding region runs from base 172 to 1692 and encodes 506 amino acids. The transcript has 13 exons. Gene Ontology annotation, molecular function: ATP binding; histidine-tRNA ligase activity; identical protein binding.